Mixia osmundae IAM 14324 is the source of this 1155-nucleotide messenger RNA. Its product is annotated as polysaccharide lyase family 3 protein. Gene Ontology annotation, cellular component: extracellular region. The transcript has 2 exons. Lineage: Eukaryota; Fungi; Basidiomycota; Mixiomycetes; Mixiales; Mixiaceae. The record is from RefSeq and is a predicted model, not a curated record. Gene Ontology annotation, molecular function: pectate lyase activity. The coding region runs from base 1 to 1155 and encodes 384 amino acids.
AUGAAAGGGUCUGUACUGAUAGCCUUUGUGUGCGCUGUGGCGCCCUUGCUGGUCAAGGGCGAGAUGACCAUCCAGAGACGUCAGGACAAGACCAAUUCGGAUCCUGAUGGUACGAUGGACGAUGCUUCUACCGUGGAUACGUCCACGCUGUGCUCCUCGCGACCUACGCCGUCUGUUGAGGUCGUCAUCAUUCCGGUGGACAAGCCCAUCAUCGUCGCUGCUGGUCAGACGUUCGACGGUGGCUACAAGAUCUACAAGUACGGCGACGAACAUUGCGACGUCAAUCGCGAAGUCAAGGGCGACUACCAGGCACCGUUCGUUCUUGAGGAUGGCGCUAGCUUGACGAGAGCUUUCUUAUGGCGUAGUCAAGAAAGUGUGCACUUGCUCGGCAGUGCUACAAUCACCGACGUUCACUGGAUGUCGGUAUGCGACGAAGCCAUCGCAGUUUUGCGCCCUGGCAAGGUCGUCGUGAGCGGUUGCACUUUCAGCAAUGGUCCCAAUAAGGCUCUCCAGCUCGAUGGCAGCGGCGUGAUCGUGUCGCUUAGCAACUCGUGCCUCAGCAACAUCGAUAUCGGUGCGGCCUCUUGCGGAAACUGUGUCGUCCAAGGUCCUCGUACGAUGACGAUGGACAACAUCGAAAGCCACGGCGUGCGCCAGAUCUCUGCAUGCAAUACCAACUAUGGCGACAGCUUUUCAAUCUCGAAGCUUGCUGGCGAUGCACGAUCUGUCUGCGAUACUUUCCAUGGCAAUGACAACCAGGCGGAACCCUUCAAGGCGACUGUGAACGAGCAGACGGGCUGCUGCAAGGCUGUGGCCGCUCUGCAACCCCUGUCUUCGAUCCGACCAGCAGCAGGUCAGACUAACGGCGGUGGCGGAGCUGGACCGAACAAUCGCAACGGCGGCUGGAACUCGGCUUCAAAGGCACCUGUUCAAGCACCAGCACCGUCGAGUGGCAACUCAAAGGGUAAAGCACCUAACCCGCCCGCACAGCAUACCGGAUCAGGCGAACCGCCCUUGAAGACCGGACCGGGAGUCAGCCUGAAGGCCAACCAGCUGCGCAAAGAGAAGGAAGAGCGACGCAAGAAGCUGAUCUGGGAAGUUGAGCACCACCGAAACUUCAGACACCAUCAUCACCAUCAUCAUGGCCGAGCAUGA